AUGUCGGAAGUUAGGAAACCCGCUGAAGAGAUCCCUGUUGUUGCGUCUGCUGUUGAACCCGCCACAGAUGCCACAGCUGCUGCUGCUGCUACUGCUGCUACUGCUGCGUCCCCUACAGAGACUCCAACGCAAACUCCUGCCCCAGCUGCUGACACUGCUGUUGCUGCUGAGGAGCCAGCCAAGGAAGAGGUCAAGCCUGCCACAGAUGGAGUUCUGGGACACAAGUCCCCUGGUUUAGUCAAGGGAUUCCGUUUUUCAAAACGCUUCUUUUGGUUCAGUGAUGAUGCUGUUGAGGUUAGGCAGCUCACUACGUAUUUCCAGAAUGAGAAGCUUAGCAUUGCUCAUCCUACCGCUGCCUGGGCUAGUCAGACUGGCAAAGGUCUUCUAUUUUACGCUAAGCGUGCUGAGGACAAGGCUACACCCACGGGAAUCGUCAACUUGGCCGAUAUUUCUGACAUAGUCAAGGAGUCCGGACACGAAUUCCAGUUCAAGGUUGCUGGUCACAAGCAUGUUUUCCAGGCUGGAAGUGAUGAUGAGCGCGCUUCCUGGAUUGCUGCCCUCGAGGCCAAGGCCGCUGAGGCCAAGAGAGAGAAAGAAACUGUCACCUCUAGUGAAGGUUACAAGGCUGAGCUGGAGAAGUUGACCAAGCCUCCCGUUGUCGCUGCUGCAGCUCCCAAGAAGAGUCUGGAGAAGAAGGAGCCUGCUAAAGCGGAAGAGGGUGAGGAAAGGAAGGAAGAGGAGAAGAAGCCGGAGCAGAAAGAGAAGAGCCGUUCUCAGUCUCGGAAGCGGGCCAGCAUUUUCGGAAGUUUCCUUGGCAAGAAGGAAGAGGAAAAGAAGGAAGAAAAGCUUGAGGGCAAGGAGGAACCAGAAGUUGUUGCACCAGCUGUGGAGACUUCAGCACCUGUCGCUGAGGCGGCUGAGACUCCUGUUCCUACUCCCGCUGCAGAGGAGCCGAAGGCUGAGGAAAAGAAGCCUGAAGCUAAGCCUGAGUCACCCACUGCUGGAAAAACCAAGCGGGCCUCGAUUUUCGGAAACAUUUUCCACAAGGUCUCCAACCAAGACAAGAUUGAGAAGGACAGCGCCGUAAAGAGCACGGAAACACCUGUCUCCAGCACCGCUCCUCAACUCGGGGACCCUGUUGAUGCUUCCACCUCUGAGCCCACCAAGCCCGAGACUGUAACCGCCGCUGCUGAGCCUUCCCAGCCCGCUAAGGAAGGCGAAGAACCCGUAGCCUCCCCAACCUCCGCCAAGAAUAGUUUCCUGAACUUCAUCAAGAAGCACGAUGACAAGAAGGAGAUCAAGGCUAACGACAAGGUCGAGAAGAAAUCUGAGGAAGCUCUCGAGGCAUCCGCCGUAGAGGCCACCACUUCCCCAGCUACCAAGGACAAGCGUCGCACCUCCCUCUUUGGCACCCUCGGUAAGAAGGAAAAGAAGCCUGAAGGAACCAGUGACGGUGAGCAGGCUGGUGACGAGGAAGCCAAGUCCAAGUCCUCCGCAUCGUCCCCUCUUCCCAAGCUUGGAGGAGUCUUCCACCGUGUCAGUAAGCCUAGCAAGAAGGAUAAAGAAACCGCCCCCGCUGCCACUCCAUCGGAAUCCGAGCCAAUCCCCGAGGGAGCUGAGAAGCCUGAACCAGUCAGCAAAGACUCUCCAGCUGAACCAACUGCCGCUGUAAAUGGCAGCGAAGCCCCCGAGGAGAUCAAGGAUGAUGCUGCCGCUGUCCCUGCAGCUUCUUCCUCCCAACCCGUCCAAGCUGCCGCAUGA
Molecule: messenger RNA, 1761 nt
Organism: Paracoccidioides lutzii Pb01
Exons: 5
Coding region: 1-1761 (586 amino acids)
Source: RefSeq, a predicted model, not a curated record